AUGACAAAUGGUAACGGUUAUCCUUCAACUAGCACAAACAGUUUCGUCUCCUUCAAUAAUUAUGUACCCCGUCAAACGACCUCGAGCAGUUCUGCAGGCUCGUUUGCUGGGUCACCGACAUUCAAAAUCGACUCCGAGGACGCAACUGGAGCAACACACAGAUACAUGGUUAAUAAAUCGUCUGCCAGACUGCCAAGACAGCGACGGCCGUUCGCAGGUGCUUACCAGCCGCAGGCGACUUACACCGCGAGGCGUCAAAAUGUCAUGUAUUUCGAACCUGGCACGGAGGUGGAUAGCCCGACCUUGAACAUCCGGUCUGCGCGUGCUACUGGUACCAUCGAACAAGUCGUUACUCGCCACUCAGUAUCGUGGACUUAA
Messenger RNA from Suillus clintonianus, 378 nucleotides. RefSeq lists its product as uncharacterized. The record is from RefSeq and is a predicted model, not a curated record. Lineage: Eukaryota; Fungi; Basidiomycota; Agaricomycetes; Boletales; Suillaceae. The transcript has 4 exons. Bases 1 to 378 code for a protein of 125 amino acids.